Puccinia triticina is the source of this 402-nucleotide messenger RNA. RefSeq lists its product as uncharacterized. The transcript is spliced from 2 exons. Bases 1 to 402 code for a protein of 133 amino acids. Lineage: Eukaryota; Fungi; Basidiomycota; Pucciniomycetes; Pucciniales; Pucciniaceae. The record is from RefSeq and is a predicted model, not a curated record.
AUGGCUCUCGGCCACGCUGAGGAAGACUUUCGAAAUUGGAUCAAAAAGGGUGCACCGUUUUCAAUGGUGGAACAAGCAAGCUACGACAAACACUUCAACAAUUCAAGCAUCACUCACCUUGAGAAAACAAUCACCACUUACUGUUGGGCCGCUGCGUACAUGAAGGCUAUUAUUGAGAUGAAGAGCACUUUGGCGGGGUUAUCUAUGGUUGGAAAGACAAAUGGAGGCAUUGAGCUUGAAGCUUGUCCAGGCGUUGAGGCCUAUCAAAACAUGGAAAUAGAAGAUAUAGACUGGGAAUUUAUCGAAAAAAAAGAUGUGAUUCAAGAGCCACUUACCCAAUGGACAGUCAUUCGCUGUGGGGGAGCGGAGCACGGCAUGAUCCAAGAUGCUGGUCAUAAUUAA